AUGCCUCCCCAGAAGACAUCUUCGCUCAAGACAUAUUUCGACAAUAUAGCUGUGACCAACGGUGAUGAUGAAUGUAGAGCUUGGUUGGAGAGGGUACUCGACCUGAAGACAGAAUUAGCAACUUUUGUUGCUGAUCACCGGGAAGGGAAUGGAACCGGAAAUUAUGUUAGUUUCCUUAAAGGUUCCUUUAAUUUCAGCUUCAGCUUCAGCUUCAGCUUUACCGACGGGGGCCCAGAUGCCAUUAUUCGAUCCCCAAAACCGGGACACAUGGCUACAGCUCUUAGGGACGAAAAGGUCACAAAUGAGGUCCAGGUCAUGGAAUACCUUGCCCAAAACACCACCAUUCCUCUCCCUCGGGUGCAUAGCUGGGGUUUAACAGCAGAGAGCCUAAAACAAUUAGGCCCAUUCAUUAUCAUGGAUUCCGUUGACGGAAUGCUUCUGUCUACUUUACUAAAGCGACAGUCUGAAAAUGGAGAAGAGGUCAUACUUCUAAACCAAGACUUUGACAACACGGCAUUAGACAAGAUCUAUUAUCAAAUAGCCGAUGGCAUGCUUCAGUUGUCUCAGCUCACGACGUUCACCCACAUCGGUGCAAUUUCAAAGCGGCACGGUUCAAACAUAUGGUCUGUCAUCAGAAGACCGCUCACAUACAACAUGAAUGAAUUGAUGACUGUCGCAGGCUACCCUGCCAAUAAAUUUCCUACCGCGCCGUUUGACCGUGCGAGCGAUUACUUCAGGUCGGUCGCGAACGAGCACCUAAACCACCUUCGGACUCAGCGCAACCUCGCAGAUGACGCAGGAAUCGUUCAGAAGCGGUUCGUUGCCCGUUAUCAGUUCGCACAGCUUAUCCCAAAGUACUGUGUCGACGACGCUGGUCCAUUUAUACCUUUCUGCAACGACAUGCGACCUUCGAACAUGCUCAUCGAUCCGGACACUCUCCGCAUUACCGCCGUGCUAUAUUUUGAGUUCACUAAUACCAUGCCGGCGCAGUUCACGUAUGACCCGCCAUGGUGGCUAUUGUUGUCUGGGCCAGAAUGGUGGCUGGAUCGCUGCUCUAUGGAAGAGUUCGUGACAGACUAUAAGCCCAGGAUGGAGCAGUUCCUACGAGCGCUAGAGAGGGUGGGGAAGGAGGCAUCGUUGAAGAAGCAACCCAGUGGGACACUUCUUUCUACGCGGAUGCGUGGUUCGUGGAGAAGCGGGCGUUUCUGGUUCAAUUACGCAGCUAGAAAGAGUUUUGAGGUGGACGGUGUCUAUUGGGCCGCACUACAUGACGGUAGCAGUAGCGUUCAGUUGUUUAGUGAGGCUGUGCAUGCAGAGAUAGAAGAUUUGACAAAGAUGAAGAUGGAGCAGUUAAAGGCAUACAAGGAGGAGUGCACUGCUUGA
Molecule: messenger RNA, 1383 nt
Organism: Lindgomyces ingoldianus
Lineage: Eukaryota; Fungi; Ascomycota; Dothideomycetes; Pleosporales; Lindgomycetaceae
Exons: 1
Coding region: 1-1383 (460 amino acids)
Source: RefSeq, a predicted model, not a curated record